Molecule: messenger RNA, 2491 nt
Organism: Pyrus x bretschneideri (Chinese white pear)
Lineage: Eukaryota; Viridiplantae; Streptophyta; Magnoliopsida; Rosales; Rosaceae
Product: beta-1,4-xylosyltransferase IRX9
Exons: 3
Coding region: 820-1923 (367 amino acids)
Biological process (GO): plant-type secondary cell wall biogenesis; glucuronoxylan biosynthetic process
Cellular component (GO): Golgi membrane
Molecular function (GO): xylosyltransferase activity; galactosylgalactosylxylosylprotein 3-beta-glucuronosyltransferase activity
Source: RefSeq, a predicted model, not a curated record
CCGCACCAUGGGUGGCCCGGAAACUCCAUGGUGCAUUAGUGGCAUAAAAGCCCAAAUACCUUAGGCCAGACUAUGUCCUUUUCCCUUAGGUCAUUAUGUGGUCUACUCCUGACGUCAAGGUAAAAACCGUCGUAGUGAGCAUAUUGUCUGUGCGUCCUCCUCCUAUUUGAAGUGAUUAAUUUAUGUCUUCACAAUACGUACACAAAUAAAACCGAUUACCAUCUUUAAUUAAACAGUGGAGAUAACUUACCCACUAAUUCUAUCUUUAAGUAAAAUUUAAACAUGUUCUAUUUGAGUGUAUUUAUCCUUAAUUAAAUAGCUUGGGGACUCUGAAAAUUCUUGCCCUUUGAUCCCCUUUCAUGUUCUCUGUUCUUUUUUUUUUUUUUUUUUGGUUCCUUUCUUUAUAUAUAAUUUGGUUGACUCCAAAUUACAAAACAAACCCUAGCAAUCGGUUGAAUUUUGACGCCAAUUAGUUGAUGGGUUUCUAUCCCAACAACAAUUUGGUGCAAAGACAGCAACUAAAGUUUCCGAUUUCUUUCCAACUCGUUUUUACUUGAAGCAACAACCUAAAAAAGCAAAUUCCUCACCUAAAGAAACACCUCAAAGCAAAAGCAAAUGCGCUUUUGAGUUUGCCAGUACCAAUCAUAACCAAGUUAGCUAGCUCCUUCUCUUUUUUUAUAAGAAAUUUACUCCUUUUGUUCGUAAAAACAAAACUGAUAUAAAAUUUUACACAUAAAUUCCGACAUCAUAUAUUAUACUGACCAAAACCCACCGAAACUCAGUAACCCUAAUACCAAAUUUAAUAGCUUUUUCAAAGAAAUGGGGACCACAGAAAGAACAAAGAAGAGGGCUCAAUUAUGGAAGAAAGCAGCGGUCCAUUUUGCUAUGUGUUUUGUUAUAGGGUUCUUCUCAGGCUUUGCUCCAACGGGUAAGGCUUCAUUUUCCGCUAGAACCGCUGCCGCGGUUUCCUCCAAUAAACCACAGCACUUUCCGUUGCAGUCAGUAGAACCACCGCAAGAAGUACCGGAUGCUAUUAAUAGAAGUUUGAUAGCUACAGAGGCACAGAAUGUGUCAAUGGCGGCAGCAGCAGAACCUGCAAGGCAUAAAAAGUACUCCGAAAACACGAGGUUCAUGUCACAACAUGAAGAAGUGGAAGAAGAGAAAGAACCCGAGGUGAUGACACCGAGAAGGUUCAUAAUCAUAGUCACUGCAACAGCAACAAGCACGAAAGACAUUAAGUUUAAAAGUGUGUUUUUGAGAAGACUGGCCAAUACUUUAAGGUUGGUUCCUCAGCCGUUGCUUUGGGUUGUGGUAGCGCCGAAAACGGAGACGAAUGAAGUGUCGGAAUUGCUGAGGGGAACGGGGAUUAUGUACAGGCAUUUGGUUUCGAGAAAGAAUUUCACAGACGCAGAAGCUGAAAGGGAUCGCCAGAGGAACAUUGCUCUUAAGCACAUUGAGAAGCACAGGAUUAGUGGGAUUGUUCACUUUGCCGGGCUUUCUAAUGUUUACGAUCUUGGCUUCUUCGACCAGCUCAGAGAAAUUGAGGUUUUUGGGACAUGGCCAAUGGCACUACUUGAAGCAAACAGAAAGAAGGUGAUCAUUGAAGGACCUGUAUGUGAUUCUUCACAAGUCAUAGGAUGGCAUUUGAAGCAAAUGAACAAUGAAACUGAGACUAGGCCUCCUAUUCAUAUCUCAAGUUUUGCUUUCAAUAGUUCAAUUCUUUGGGACCCCGAGAGGUGGGGGCGCACUUCAUCUCUUCAAAGCUCCUAUCAGACGAUCAAAUUUGUAAAGCAAGUGGUUCUUGAAGACGAAACAAAACUGAAAGGAAUCCCCCCAGAAGACUGCUCCAAGAUCAUGCUUUGGUGUCUUCGUUUUCAUGCCGCAGGACCAUACCAAAUCAAUCAACCAACAAACGGAAAUUAAUUCCAUCGGCGGCAAACCAAAAAGACAAAUUACUAUAUCUUUUUUUUUUUCCUUUUAUCAUGUAAUUCUUUGUAAUUUUAUUAGUUUUUUUUUUUGUCUUUUUUUAUAUUUUUUGGAGUAGAUUUACACCGACAGUAUACUUAAGUUAGUGGCUUAAAUCAUCAUAUCAUACGAAUUACCUUUCUCCCAUUUUAUAGCAACUUUCCCAACUUACAAUAAAAUAGGGUUGUUGCACUUAUUUUUUUAUUUUUUUUUAUUUUUACGUGUUUAUAUUUAUACUACCAAAACCAUAUUGUUUGAGUUUGAUAAACAACAUUUAUAAUUGCACGAGGUCUUUCAUUGAGUAAUCUUAAUUACAAUCAAGUAGAUAAAGAGACGUGAGUAGACCCAAAGUAUACUGUAUAUUGGGAAAAAAAAAACAUAAUUGUGGACUCACUUAUAUCGUCCAUAAAUAAGUCGAGCCAAAUCAUAUAUCAAUAUUUAAGAUUGGCUUGUUUAAUAUUUUUUGAGAUCAAAUUAGGCUUGGUUUACUUUCUAUACGAGUCGACCUUCAACGAGUUGAGCUCCA